GCAGAGGAUAUCAACAUUCUGAUACUGUUUUGUACUAUAUUUGUAACAUCAUAUUUCUGAAUAUCCUUAAAGGGCAACUGGUGGAUUUGUGGUGAAAAGGAGAGCUAGGGAGAGAGAGGGAGAGGAGAGAGCAGUAUCUGUUACCAGGAAAACUCCUACCGUUGUGUCACUGGGAAACCUGCGGGCAGAUGUGAUGCUGGAGUGAUGCAGACACUGGACACUGAGGCAGAUUGUCAGACACUGCGCUGAACACGACAAUUAGAGGCUUGUUGCAGCCCUGAAAAGAUGGUGGGACUGAGAAACUGCUCUACAUGGGAACCAUUGCUACUCAAGGCCUCCUGCAUUAAGUCCUGUGCCAACGGCUGCUCCCUGGGCAUGACCGCACACCUUACCUACGCUAAUGCUGACAUAGAGUCUGUAGAAGGUGUGUUUGUGUACCCUCUCGGGGAAAAUGAGGUUGUGGUGGGCUUUGAGGCUGUGAUAGCGGGCCGGAUGGUGGGGGUCCAGAUCCAGAGCCGAGGGAAGCUGAAGGACUGCUGUUUGGAUUGCUGCCCUGGAUCUGGUCUUGAAGGCCACUGUGGGAAUGGCCGGGAGUGGGGGUGCUGCGGGAGCUCCAGCCUCGACAUGCAGUGCACCAACGGACAUCUUAUCCUGGACGAAGACCUUGAGAGAACCACCUUCAUCGUGGGCACAGGCCUCAUUGGCCCCAUGGAUAUAGUGUCUGUUAUCAUAAGCACCACACUUGAACUCCCCACGUUAGAAAAUGGAGCAAUCCGCAUCAUUUACCCCACAUUGCUGACUCCGAUCGUCACUGGCCAGAUGACUACAAGCAAGAGUGAAAGUGGAGGGAAAUCUGAAGAAACGGGACCAACCAGUUGUUUCAGUGCCAACUCAGGAAAACAGGACCGGGCCCUAGACUCUGAGCAGCAGUGUGCCCACGCCAUCUUCACCAGUCCUGCUGCCAACCUGGCCCCUUAUGAACUCAACUUCCAGCUGCUGGUCAGAGGGGCCUGUCUACUAGCUGGACUGGAGAGCCCCACUCACGCUCUGAGGGCAGAUGCAGACCCCAGUGCCAAAAGUGCCUCUGCGACCUACAUCACCUUGGCCCAGGAGCAUCCAUAUGACAGACACAUAGAGAUCAUUCUGCACCUCAGUGAACCUCACAGCCCAUUGGUCAUACUGGAGAGAGGCAGGCUCUCGUUCAGCCAGUACGAGCAGCAGAUCUGCGCCCGCCGUGAUUUCAUUCGUUGCAUUCGCAAAGAUUCAGAACCUGAGAGGAAGCUGGAGUUUAUGAGGAAGCGAUACCACAAGGACAUUCUGUGCAGCCCCGUCCUGAUGCUCAACUUCUGUCCCGACUUGCUGCAUGAGCCUCUGGAGCUGCACAAAGCCACCAGAGAGCUGCUGUUCCUUGUUGACCGCAGUGGCAGCAUGAGUGGCACCAACAUCCACCGAGUAAAGGAUGCCAUGGUGGUGGCAUUGAAGAGUCUCCCCUCUGGCACCAUGCUCAACAUCGUGGGCUUCGGCACCACCAUCAAGCCUCUGUUCACCUCCAGCAAGCCCUGCAAUGAUGUCACUUUGAUGCAGGCAUACGAGUACGUCCAGAGGAUGAGAGCCGACAUGCGAGGCACCAACCUGCUGGGGGCGCUGUCCUGGGUGUACCAGCAGCCUUUGCAGCGCUCACACCCUCGCCAGGUUUUCAUCAUCACAGAUGGAUCCAUCAGCAAUGUGGCUAAGGUGCUGGAGCUGGUCCGCAGAAACACAUGCGCCUGCAGAUGCUUUGGCCUGGGUCUGGGUCCUCGAGCCUGCAGGAGACUCCUGCAGGGCGUUGCCAAACUGACAGGAGGGACCACAGAGUUCUUCGAUGAGGAGGAGAGACUCCAGCCCAAGUUAAUCAAGUCUCUGAAAAAGGCGUUUGAACCUGUGUUGACUGACGUACGGAUUGACUGGUAUCUGCCAGAAAACAUGGAGGCUUUUCUUUCACCCAAUGAAAUCCCUCCGCUCUACCCUGGAAACCGCCUGAUUGGAUACUGCACUCUAUAUGAUAUGACAAAUAUCAAAGCAAGAAAGACAGACUCUCAAGGUCGGGGCUAUAAAGGUGUACAUCGCGGCUCCACGGGUUCAGUUUUUGGACAAUCAAAUGAUGAGCUUUCUCCCCUCCCUGCCUCCGAGUUAAUGCCUAUGGUGACACCUGCAGAUGGCACCGACUUGGAGGAGGCACUGAGGGAAAUUUCCAGAGAAAUCUCUUCUGAAUUCCCCUGUGCCAAAAACACAGAUCCUGGCACCAGCCCAGGUGUGGAGCUGGACUGGUCCAGUGAUGUGAGGAGGAGGAUCCAGGAGAGCUCUUACAUCCAGGAGCAGUAUGUCCUCACCCGCUGCUCCCUCAGCAGUGAGAGGAGUCUGCAGACACAGUCCCACUCCCACAUACACGCCUCGUCCCACUCUGAAUCCACAGGCGCUGUGUUUCGGCCCGACCCUCUCUCCUCUGGUUCAGUGUUGGAAACAGGCUCUCUACCCCAAGGCCUGGAAAAGAUGGCCCCUCUAGAGCAGAGAUCGUCCCUGUCUCGCUGGGCCGACUCUCCAUGGCAGCCAAACCUCUCCGUAGAAAACACUGAUACCGGGGCAGAAAAGAGUCGGGGUCUGGAUGACGUUGAGGAGACUCGUAGGAGACACAAGUCACUGGCUCGUUCAACCAUGGCAGCGCGAAGCUUCUCAUCUCCACAGGGCGAGCUGGAGAUGCACCGCCUGAGGAGAGCUCUGGAGAGGGUCUCCUUCGACCAAACGCUGGGGGGCAGGCUGGACGAAAGCGAUGGAGAGACGAAGCCCCCAUCAAGGGGCACACUGUCUCGCAGGAGCCUCACUGACUCCAAUGGCCUCCUGUUCCCCGCCUCUCCUCUGGACUGGGACAGCUUCACAGACCCAGAGUACCUCUUCACUGCUGUCCCAGCUGAGGCUCCUCCACCAGGUCAGUGCCGCUCGCUCAUUCACGGCCUGCUGAGCGGCAGACCUGUAUCCUGGGAGGUCACUGUGGACCUUGGGCACCUCUGGACCCCUGAGAGCCAGGAGACACUGGUAACUGAGGGAUGUGGAGGAGGGGAAGAAGAAAAAGGAGGUGAACCAUGGGAGGAGAUGAUUCACCAACUGACUGCUCGCUCAGUGAUCAGGGACUUUGAGAAAAUGGCAGAGAAGGAGAACGACUCUGGACAUGGUUCAGCUAAGAGAUACCGCAUGAAGGCUAUCCAGACCAGUAAGCAUUGUAACAUCAUCUGCAUGUACACAGCCUUCACUACCACUGACCCCAACAAAUGCCUGCCAGACAGCAUGGACGUCGAAAACACAGGGGUGCAUUUGGGGAAUAGGCGGAGUUUCCAGUCAGGCAGUCGCAGGCAGAGGGCCUAUUCUGUUGGAUUAGGCAGACGGCGCACCAGCAGAGACAGUGAAGAGAUGGAGGACACCUGCAACACUACAGACAGAGAUGACACCCCUGCCUCACCCUGUAGCCUUACAUCCUGGGACUCUAGUGUAGGGGGCAGUGCGUACUCUGCUACAGCCUCAGCAAUAUCAGGCGCAUCAUGCACUCGUUCACAGCGAUCUAUCGAGAGCAAGUCGAUGGAAAGCUUCUUUGGCACCAGACUCAGGUCCUCUAUUUCAUCAGGAAAGCAGGUUCCUCUCAAGACCCACUGUCUCUCUGCAGAGACUGAGAAACAACCUGAGACUGAGGCUCCAGACUACCUGCCCCUGGUGCAUUUGCAGCUGGCAUCAGGCGCUUUUCUUCUGACAGAGAUCUACUCGGACUGUGUUCAAAUCACCCUGGACCGCCUGAAGAGGGCCUCCCCCUUCAGCCUCCACCGCCGCAGCCUCAGCCCACCCUUCCGCUGCACAUAUCCCAGUGCUCCGUCUUUAUCCACCUCCACUAAGAUCCCCGGCGCUACCUCCAACCACCAUGUUACCUUUUCUCCUUCCUCGUGCUCCAUAGCCAAACCAACUUCACCUCCUUUCCACCACACUCCAGACGACACUCCCCUAAUGCUGGAACCAAGGCUUCGCCGAAGACACCUGUCCGACAGGGAUCCAGUCACAUCACCAAUGGACCCCCCCAGCUCUGAGGAGGGCUCCCUGGAGCUCUCUGUGGGCCCCUCUCAGGGCCAGGCAGAUAGUGGUCGCGGGUCGGAGACAGAUGUAUUUGAAGUCUCUUCCAUAGAUCCAGCUGACCUCCAGGGGGGCAGCCAGUUGGCUCUGGAGGACCUGGAAGGCUCCAGCUGGGCCACAGCUGUGGCUCUGGCCUGGCUGGAGCACCGCUGUGCCGGGUUCUUCAUGGAGUGGGAGCUGGUGGCAGCAAAAGCAGACUUCUGGCUGCGCUGCCAGGAUCUACCCGAGGGAGUGGACCUGGCGGGGCUGAAGGGGGCCGCCAGACAGCUGUUCCUGCUGCUUCGCCACUGGGACGAGAACAUCAAGCUCAACAUGCUGUGUUACAACCCCAAUAACAUGUGAGGCGAUGACGAGGAAACUGAGUCAGAUCUACUGAUUAUCAUAAUCACUUGUUACCAAUGAUAGUGACUCCUGAGAAGCAAUGCCUUUUAAUGGAAGAGUAAAUCCUGUAUUUCAUCUGCAGGAUAAACUAAUGCCAUAACCUAGUGCCAAGUUCAUUCUAAUAGUAAGUUGAACAUGAAAUAUUUUACAAGUGUAAAACUUUAUAUUUAUGUAAGAAUAUCCUUAAAUGACAGACCAAGUGGCCUUUUUCAUCAUGAAUAUAUAUAUUGCUUUAUGAAAACACAAAAAUGCCUUUACCAUCUGACUAGGAUUUUUCUAGUCUGUCUUCAGUUAAUUUGCUAAAUGUAUAAUCUCAGUCAGUCAGUGUUUAUUUUGAUUACAAGGAUAAGUCUUUGAUACACUUAUUAAAACUUACUUUAAAGUAACAAUCAUUAAUUGAUUUAAUUCAACCAUUUG
This is a messenger RNA of Gymnodraco acuticeps, 4944 nucleotides long. RefSeq names its product von Willebrand factor A domain containing 5B2 (gene vwa5b2). The coding region runs from base 286 to 4488 and encodes 1400 amino acids. NCBI's taxonomy places the organism in Eukaryota, Metazoa, Chordata, Actinopteri, Perciformes, Bathydraconidae. The transcript is spliced from 22 exons. The record is from RefSeq and is a predicted model, not a curated record.